Molecule: messenger RNA, 354 nt
Organism: Effrenium voratum
Lineage: Eukaryota; Dinophyceae; Suessiales; Symbiodiniaceae
Source: the annotation of a GenBank genome assembly
AUGGAGAACGAAGGCCAGCGCAAAGCACCACCCUCGCUCCGGCGGCGAGGCUCGCAGCCGAGGCAGGCCCCGAAGCCGCCCUCGGAGAACCAGCUGAAGGCCAGGGAGGCGGAGGUGCAGCGCGCCGCGGCGCGGCAGCUCUGGGAGGCCUUUGGCGGCCCAGCAGGCGCGGACUCAGUACAGCAGCUGUUGGCAGAGGUGCCGCUGUCGGAGGCCUUGCGCCUGGCGAGCGAUGCGCAGGCGGGAAGCGACUGGUGCGAGUCCGUUUUGUCCCUGGGGAAGGUGCGGCAUGGCGAGGCCUGCCAGCGAGUGCUGGAGCAGCGCAAGGCGCAGCUGCUGGCGAGCCUCGCCUGA